Drosophila albomicans is the source of this 2927-nucleotide messenger RNA. RefSeq lists its product as uncharacterized. NCBI's taxonomy places the organism in Eukaryota, Metazoa, Arthropoda, Insecta, Diptera, Drosophilidae. Bases 60 to 2780 code for a protein of 906 amino acids. The transcript has a single exon. The record is from RefSeq and is a predicted model, not a curated record.
CGCUUGCUGAUAUAUAGUACUAUCCAAAUCUAUAUAUAUAUAUAUAUUUUCUAUCUAAGAUGCAGCAGGAAAUCGUUGAACGUUGCUUGCCACAGCUGCUGCAACAUCUUCUCGAAUGCGACGAGCAGCAGAAACAUGUCGACUACGAUGAUUGUCUGAAAUACGCCACAGUUUGCAUAGCAAAUCACAAUGAAUCGGCGGAUACAUACGAGAGUGUUGAGGAGAAUCUGACGAACUUUAUUGAACGAUUUCAUUUGGAAUGUCUCGGGGAACUAGGAGACACAGUGAAGCUGCUGAGUCAGGUGAUACUCGACGAUCAGCAAUUGCUGGAGGAGCACAAAUGGAGUGUGCUGGAUUUUAUGCUCUCGGUGAACUUUCGUGCCUUCAACACGGCACGAAUGUAUCUCAAAGAUCUCAUGGCUUGUCGCCAGCAGUUGCUUCGGUCCCUCGACUGGGCUUACAGCUAUAAGAAGAAAGCCAGGUUCAAGGCUGAGCAGCAACAAGGGGAAAUGCUGCAGAAGCGUUCAUUCGAUCUCGACAGCGAAUUGGAUAGCAUUGGAGACAAUUCCUUGUCAGCAGCCACAAAUCAAUCCUCGGUGGAUUUAUCGUUGGAUUUAUCAUUGCUUUCCUCACACGAAUCCAGCGCAGUGAGUCCACAACAAGAGGCAGCUAAAGAUCAAGCUGAGCUGGAGCAGGCGCGGCAGAGAUAUUCUCUAGCUCUCAGUCAGCUGCAGGAGCAACAACAACAACCGAAAGCCAGCAACGAAGAGCCACCCAAUGAAGCGCGUCCUGUGGCCGCUUUUGCUGUGUCCUUUGGCAACUACUUGCAUCAGCCACUGCAAGAUGUGCAACAGGCAGUGCAACAAUACGGCGAGGAAGGAUUUCUGCUGCGCGAGGUGCUCGCCAUGUUCUUUCAGCCACGCAGCUGUCGCUACUUCGAGGUGAACAAUCAACUGUUGCAACUGCGUUCCAAUGCGGCCCAACAGAAGCUGCUCUCGAAGUUUCUCGCACCGUUGCAGCACAUGCAACUGCUGCAGCUUUUUAUCGAUUGCUAUCAGCGACACUUGGAGACGUUGUCCAGCUUAACUGCGGCCUUGCGGCGUCUGCUCAAACCCGUCGUGGAGACUCUCACCUAUUUUGAGCAACGCGUGGCCAUCGAUCCAAAGCAGGCCACAUUACGUUGCCUGCUGCGUGCCAUGCGGCCGAGCUUGCCACGUCUGCAGCUGCUAUGGAGUUUGGCCGUUGGCAGCUACGCGUUGCCGCCGCAACAGCAACUCGGCAUCGCUGCGCACUAUCGCAGCCAAUACAUUGUCUACAAUCUGCUGCAACUUGCCGCGUUGCCCGCACAUCUGGAUACCGAGGGGCGACGUGGCAGCGCAGCGGCCUUGCUGUUGCAUGUGCUGCAAGUGUAUUGCCAGUUUUUGGAUAGCUGGUGGUUGCUGGGCGACUUUCAGGACUGGCACGCAGAGUUUCCCGCACAGCAGCAACUCAUCGAUGGACGCACACAGUACGUGAUGCGUCCUCUGGAGGGUGAAGAUGCCUCAGAGCUCUCUCAAUCUCCCAUCUAUCAGAUCAUUGAGCGGCACAUUGUGUGCGCAGGCAAAUCUUUGGCUGUCCUCCACGAUGCCAAUCGUCUGGGACACUUUGUGGGCGUGCAUCGUGCACUGCUGAAGAAAUCACUGUAUCACAUGCUGAUCAAGACGCUGCUGCUUCAGCUGAAACCGUAUCAGCAGGAGCCGCUGAAGAAGCAGCCCAAGGCGCCGGACAUCUUUCGCCAGCUACGUGCCACCGACAACGAGCAGCUGCGUGGCAUGUACUAUGCUUACUACAAGGAAUCACAGGUGGACUUUAAGCUGCCCCACAUUUGCACCAUCGACGAGUUGCUGAAGCAGUGCUUAAGUUGUGUCAGCUAUGCGCCGUUGCAUGAACUCAUCUGCCGCUCGUUGGAUCGUGUGCUGGAGCCAAGAGUAUUGCUUGUGAAUUCAUUUGUGGUGCAUUUGCUACGCGAUCAGCUGCAGUUGCAACAAGUGUUGAAGGAGUUGAGGCGCGUUUAUUUACUGCUCGAUUUUGAUGAAUUUGCUGAGCAACUUGAGCUGGCACUGCAUCAACUGGAACAAGGUUUUACUGCACUGGCCAGACAGCAGUUGCAACAAAUGCUCGAUCAGCACAACACGCGUGUGGCAUACCCCUUCAGUGUGGCACUCCCAAGUGCGGAUCUCGAUCAACUGUCGCUGCUCUACAGCUGCGAUGCAACACUCGAUUGCAUCAUCUAUGCUUCACAACUCGAUCUGUACAAUAUCGCUUAUCGCAGGCAGUUGCAGUUGCAUGUGGCCAUACGCAAGUUGCAACAGCUGCCGACGCUCAAUUUCACUGGCACUCUGCAGAGUUGUAAAGCCAAUUUAGAGCUAGCUUUGCGCCAGCAACUGAAGCUUCCGCAAUUGCAGCAAGCGGCAGUCGAAUGCGAUGCCCAGUUGGAGCUAAGUGUAAGCUUGCCACAGCUGCAGCUGGCGCACAAUACGUUCGUGCAACAGAUGUGCUGCAUUCUGCUGAUCGACAACGAUGACGAAGAGCUGCUGCAGGAGCUUCUUAUGCUGGCCAACAUUCUGGCCAAGCAUUGGCUACGCUUGCAACGCGUUUUUGCCACACCAACUGAAGCGAGCAGCUGCAGCUGCAACGCUGAUGAUUUCGCUGACUUUGAUGCACAGUUUGACGAGUUGAAAAUCGAUUAUUUGCUGUCCGUUAACAAAUUGAGCGAUGCCAUGCAAUGCCUUCUCGACUGACCAGCGAUGGCGUUCAAAUAUAUAUGAUAAAUUGUUCCAAUUGGUUUUCGCCCCCUGUUUUCACCGUUCCUAAUAAACAAUUUUCAUUUCAAUUUGUUCGCUAACAAACAACAACAACAAUAAACUGAAGACAACUGCCCCAAAUAA